CAUCCCUAUCAACAUUGACAAAAGCUGUUAAAUCUUGCGUUCUUGUCUUGCAUUGUCAUUUGUCAGUUGAAAUCUGCCAAGUAGUUUUUGUGAUAAAUGUGUAGGUGUUAUGCCAUAACUCCAAGGAAUUUAUAUAAUAAAAAAGCCUUUUUUGUGAUCCGUGGAACGAUCUCACUACUUGUAGCUGGACCACACGUCUUUUUCCGUUGCGAAGUUGAUACCUAACCUCUGAAAUCGAAUGUACGUUUUAAACGCGUGUUUAUAAACAGAGGCCACCAUUUAACGCAUUAUCAACGACUGGAACAUCUUUCAGGUUUUUUUGCACUCUGACGAAAGAAUAUGAGACGUGGGAAGCCCCUGCAACAGAUAUACAAACCAGGUAGCGGACCACUCAGGAAAUCCAACAAUGGAGUAGAAGAGCAACCAAGCUUUGAAGUAUCUCGAUUUAACGCGCCAAACAACUCGUUGUCGUCUGGUAAUUCACGGAAUACGUCGGAAAGCAAUUCUCCAAGAGAUACUACAGCAGCACUUAGGGGGGAUUCAAACAGUGAUAAAGAUCCAUCUAAGAGGCAAAAGAAGCCUGAGCAAAUUUUCUAUAUUCCCAGACCAGUUGCUCAGGCUAAAGAAUCAAAUUCUGUUCAAGACUCAAACAGAAACAUGUACUCAUAUUCAAAUGAGAAGCCAAGUAAUGGUGCCGGUAGUAGGUUCAAACCAAGGGGAGGUUAUUCAGAUGCAAAUCAGGAUCAAAGGGAGUUUCAAGAGAGAGGUUGGAGAGACAAAUCACCAACUAUGAGAAGAGGCAGGCAAGGGUCUGAACCAAGAGGUUUUGAUAAUGAUAGAGGCCAUUCUAACAACUGGGGACGUACGCGUGACUCUUGGAGUGUAGAACCUUCAGGACCACCUAGUGGUUACAACAGAGGUGAAAAGAUACAGUCUAAGCCACCUAGUGUACCUCGUCGUCAUAGCACUGUGGGUUUGGAAGGGUCACAUAUACCUUUCAAUUUGGACAAGUUGCCACCAAGGUUGAGGAAGAAAUAUUUAGAAGAAAAUAACAUCACAGUAGAUCCUGGUGUAAGAGAAGAUAACUGGGAUGGAUCCAGUAUGUCUUUUCAGAGUCAUGGAGGAUUGAAAAAUCCUAGUUUCCACCAAUAUGGAGGGUCAAGUAGUGGAUAUCAAGCAGGCUACCACACGCUCCCGAACAAACCAAGCAGAGGCCGGGGGCGGUACACCCAAGGUCGACAUCAACAGCCAGGUCCUGAUCACCAACAACAAUCCUACAGAUGUUCCACUCCCGAUUCUACGCGCAGUCCGGCCGGUUCAAGACCGCCCACCCCUCCGCUAGCAUCGAGAAGAGGGGAAGGGAGACCGGUCACCCCUCCCCUGACAUUUAGAAGAGGAGAGGGGACAAGUAGCCGCCCCCAGACGCCUGUCAGAAGUGGAUGGGGGGAUGAUCAACAGGGAUCAGGGUGGCAUGAUGGUGGUCAUGGAGGUGGUGGGCGUGGCGGAAGGUGGGAUGAUAACAGGGAUUAUGGGAGGGGAAUGAAAGGCGGUGGAUGGUCGGUUGGAGGAAGCAGUGGUACAGGUGGAGGAGGUGGAAAUAGUAGGGGCAGUAGGUAUAAUAGGUCAAAAGAUGGAAGAGACAGAAAUACGCCUGUGAGAGAAUCGCCGUUUAGAGAACGCCCUAUUAGAGAAACAUCUAUAAGGGAAACGCCCAGCAGAGAGACGCCUAUUGGAGAAACUAGUAGGGAUUCGCCUAGCAGAGACCUGAGAAGAGACAGAGACAGUUCCAACAGGAAAGACAGAAAUAGCAAAAGAGGUUUCAGUGACAAAAGGAGAAAUAGAAGGAAUAAAGAGAGAAGUAGAAGUAGGGAGCACAAAGAUAUGAACUAUAGGGACAAGUAUGAAGAUGAUAGGUUCAAAAAUAGGGAUGAAGAAAUAGAUUAUAGUAGACAUCAGGAUAAUGAUGUGAGCAACCACAAUAAGAGAUCUGAUGAAAAUGAUGUUGGAGUGCAGGCGACUAAAGUUGACGAUGUUAGAAAAACUGAAGAUGAAAUGACCAAACUGGAAGUUCAGAUGAAUUCAGUUACUCUGGUGGAAAUGCCAUUGGCUUCUGUUCAGUUGGUGCAACAGGCUGCUGCAACGACAUUGGAUUGGAGUGAAGAAGUAGAAUUGGAGCUUUGUGAUAGAUUAGAAGAUAAUUUUAGUGAUGCUGCACUGCCACGAAGCGAUUCACUGUCUAGUUUGCAGGAGGAAAUCAGCACAAUGUCACUGCCGCCAAAUAUUGGCACAUCUGCCCCUAGUAGUACACAUAAACGUAAUAAAAGGACAGGAGGAAGAAAAAGUAGGAACGGCAGUAGAAAUAGAAGUAGACAUCGGGACUUGACGCCGCCCCACGUAGAAAUGGGCCCACCGAGUCGUAGAUCCAGGCAGAAUUCUACCACCAGUGUGGACAGUCGAGAUGGUGGCGGAUGGUCCCGGAGGAGAGGCAGUAGGGACCGCAGGGAAGGUUGCGGACCCGGCUUUUGGGCUACUGACUCGUCCAGGGGGCCUAGUAGGGACGUCAGCCUGGAGAGAGUUACUGAGAACUGGAGGGACGAGUGUGUUAUCAAAAGGAGCCUUAUUGAGAAAAACAACAAACCUAGCCUAGAUGAAAUUAAAGACGUUGAUACUACUACGAAGAAAGCAGGAGUCAUUAUCAUACCACAUGCCAAUGAAGAACCAGUCCGUCCAGUGACUACUGUUAAUACACAUGAUCAUCCUAGGUAUCCAGAAACACGUCGCACGCCUACCCAACAAAAAGCUCUGUUCGACCCCAACAACCCAGAGAAGCCCAUCAUUGUGAAAUCUUCGAGUCCCAGAGUGGCCGCACCAGGCUUUUCCGACAACAACGUAGAUGGCGCGCCACCACCUGUCCAUACCACCGAUCAGUUUGGAAACCUAAGGCCCCCUUGGUACGAGGAGACCAGCGAUGGGUUCAAAUCUUGCCAUUAUCCGGAUCUACUACGGGACAUAAAACGAGCUGAUACCGAACUGCAAUACAUAAUUAACAGCGGUUGCCUACUGUCAAACUGGGGUAUGGUUGACCAACUGCGUCAGUUCUUGAAAGAAGCCCUCGAAUACCUGCUGACCAAAGCGAUCAAGUUCUGCGAAUCGGAGAACGUUGAACAGCACUUUUGGAACAUCCUGUACCACAACAUCAUCGAGCUGAUGCGAAAGGCUAUCAAAAAUGACCCCGUUAACAAGGACAAGUACAAAACGUUCCUGUUGUACCUCAUUGAUGAGGGCAGUAGGUUCUUUGAAAGGUUGCUGAAGGUAUCGGAGGAAGCGUAUGGGUUCAAGCUGAGCGACUUCUUGGAUGAGAACAGCGCUACGACACAUAAAGGGCUCGGGCUUGUCAGUUUGGCGUUGGUCUGCGCUCAGAAGCUGUACAUGUUCUUAGGAGAUUUGGGGAGGUACAAGGAAGAAGUGAACGAGUCUGCGAAUUACGGAAAGUGCAGGCAGUGGUACAUCAAGUCUCACGAAAUCAAUCCGAAGAAUGGGAAGCCUUACAAUCAAUUAGCUUUAUUAGCGGUCCAUGCGAGACGAAAACUAGACGCCGUUUACUACUACAUGAGAAGUCUGAUGUCAUCAAACCCAGUCCCUUCUGCCAGAGAAAGUCUCAUCUCAUUACUUGAUGAAAACAGGAAGAAGUUCGAGCAGAGCGAAAAGAAACGCCGCGAAGAACGUCAAGAGCAGCGACGUCGGCGUCAACAGCAGCUGGAGAAAGAGCGCGAGGGGCAGCAGGGCGAAGGCAAAGGCACGGUAGGGGGCGCCCCUGGGGGCAGCAACGCGCUGAGGAAGGAAACAUGGGUGCACCCGGAGGGAGGACCGAGAGUGCAUCGGACAACAAGGGCUAGCGAACAUGAAGAGAAUGAGGAGGAGGAUUUAGCGGCACUCAGCAGCGUUGAGGUUAACAAAAGAUUCGUGAUAAGCUACCUCCAUGUUCAUGGCAAGCUGAUAACAAAAAUCGGUAUGGAGACCUUCCAAGAAACAUCACUGCAGAUGUUGCGAGAAUUUCGUGCGCUUUUGCAACAUUCACCGGUUCCUUUGCCAUGCAAUCGGUUUCUGCAGCUGCUAGCAUUAAACAUGUUUGCUAUAGAAAGUACACAACUCAGAGACCCCCAGCUGCAGUCGCAACCCGGCUACCGCUCCGAAGUCCAAGAGCGCGCCCUUGUCGUCUCCCUGCAAAUGUUUAGCUUGAUCCUGGAACGGUGCGUGGCCAUCCUGCGCGAGCACCUGGCGACCCGCCCUAAUACCGAGGGGGCGGUCGAUUCAGAGGGCGCCGCUCCUUGUUCGACGCCCCCCCACGCGCUGCCGCCCGAUGUUGACGUAUUGCUGCCCGCGGUGAAAGUGUGGUGCGAUUGGCUGUUGGGACAUGCCGCGGUGUGGAACCCCCCGCCUAAUACGCAGGAUUUCAGAGUCGGAUCACCUGGGGAUGCAUGGAGCAGGUUAGCAAUCCUUAUGAACCUCUUAGAGAUGGUUGAUCAAAGUACGACAGGACAAUUUGUCAAAGAAGAACAAAAAGGUUACGUCCAGAUUCGACUUCCAGAAGACGCCGUCCUUCGCGGUUUCACCCCUCUGUCCUACGCCGCUGCCCGAGAACCUACCUUCGCGCCCUCCAUCCUGGACACAGAGGCUGCCAGGGCGGCACUACGCGUUCAAAGGCUCCUGUUCUUCGGUACCGUCUAUCUGUGUGGAGUGGAACCGCCGGUGCUCAGGUUGGAGAUUGAAGAUGGAGGUAGAAGGGAGUAUGUGUCCACUGUGGAUGAAGACGGUGAUAACAGGAGAAGAGGGAGGGGUGAUGAGGAUGAUGAAGAGGAAGAAGAAACGGUGACGAAUUGUAACGAUGAUGUUCUACUAGAAAGUAUCAGCGGGGAAGAAGACGAGGCGGAAGAAGUACCAAUCACGUCAAAUACAUCGACUGCAGUUAGAGACCUACUCACCAGGAAAGUAGAACUGGAGAAACGGAAAAGGAAUCAAGAGCUACACAUGCAGAGAGUCCAGAAAAUCCUGAGCCAGUCUGUAGUGAGUGUACAUAUGGAGAUUUGGCCGAAGUAUCUUGUUCCGGACACAAACUGCUUCAUCGAUCACCUAGAAGGGAUAAAAGUUAUAGCACAAGCUCACUGUUAUACGCUUAUGGUGCCCAUUAUAGUGCUAAACGAACUGGAAGGUCUGUCUCGCGGCACCCGUCCAACCACUGCCACCCCUACUGAGACGGGUGGUACCAAACGUCAAUCCCCCGACCCACAGCACGUCCUUAAAGUAGCCCAGUUCGCCAAGGAAGCCUUGGAUUUCCUCAAAACUCGCCAUUCCACCGUCAAGUGUAUCACCACCAAGGGCGCCGUACUUCCGUCUACCAACUUCUACACGGAAGAUGACGCGCAGUGGAGCGCCGACUUCAGGAACGAUGACAAGAUCCUCACCACGUGUUUGCUGCUUGGGAAAAAUCGACAUGAAUCGGCCCAGGAAGCCUCAACAUCUGGCUGCCAACCACCUUCAAUAACGCCAGGUGAGCCUCGCCGACUGUACCGCGAGGUGGUGCUGCUGACCGAAGACAGGAAUCUACGCGUAAAGGCGCAUGCUCGCGACGUGCCCGUUCGAGAGCUGCCCGAUUUCAUGCGAUGGGCGGGCUUAGGCGGUCCGGCGGGGUGAAUUACUGCUGGAGAAUGUACGGGGGACGCCGAUGAUGUGACAGAUGAGAGGGGAUCGCGGCGGACCGCCAGAGUGAUGAUAGAUUUGCCAAUGUACAACCAUGCCACACCAGCGAGAUCUGAGCAAAACUCGCUGUUCGCUAAAAUUCAAGGAGUUUCGUUCACUAUUCAGCACCUUACCCUAGUGACUCACCACACGCAAUUUUACUUCAGGUAGUGAUCGGGUUGUGAUUCUGCAUUCCUAGUUCCCGAUUUAGGCUUAUAGUAGAAUAUAUACAGGGUGAUAGACGGAUAAAAUAAUGUAUGAGUGGUGUACAUGUAAUGAGCAAGUGACACGCGUUUCGGAGCUAUUCUUAAUCCUUCUAGGCCUUAGAACAUUGAAAGUCACUCUUUCCCUACGUAAAUUAUUUUUUCAAAAUGAGGUCCGGUACCCGAAUAUUCGAAUAUUUCGGUAGCAUCUCCUGCUUUAAAGAAAUAAAGAGUUCAUAUCUUUUUUUUUCAAACUCCUACCUUCAAAGCUUCCACCAAUAUUGUGAAAUGAAGUCAACACACAAAACUUAUUCUAUCACCAAAUCGAAUAUAUAAAACUGUUUUUUCUAGUAUUAUGUACUUGCAAUCUAUUUUGAAUCAAAGCUAUAGAUUUGAUUUGUUUUACGUAGAUUUAGUCACAAGAAUAUAGAAACUAUUCAAUUAAACCAUCCUCCAUAUUUUAUAUUACAUUAAUUUUUAAUCUUUCUCGCUUGCAUUAGUUGCUUUGUCUAGUUAACUGAUUCAAACAGAUUAGUCUCCAUACUACUGCAUGAAUUUAUAAUAACAAAGCUAUUAAUAGAUUACUACUUUUACUCUACAGAAACCUGAUAAUCAAAAUAUCGCACCUUAUCUUAUACUUACCAUAUCAAAAGAUUACAUAGCGUGCAAGUGUCAGUUCCUAUCCUAAGUUUAUAAUAAAAUAUGAAUAACAGCACUUAUAAAAAAUUAAUAUUACUUUAUUUCUAGUACAUGCUUGUUGUGUCGCCCUGUAUAGGCCUUAAGAGGACGUCAUUUCAAUUCAAUGCCUGUUAUCAUGAACUAACGAAUUCUACCUGAAGAUCACCAACCAUAUGCUUUAUUCCGGCGUCCAAAAGGGUUCUGUAAGAUACUAAUGCAAUCUAUGAGACAGUACAGAACACGUUUUGAAAUCUACUUUGAAAAGAGAGUGCGUUGUUCUGUUACUGCUUGGUAUCUUUCAGAACCAUUUUUGCAAGAUGGUUGGCCUCUUUUAGGUAGAAUACUUUAAACAAUGAUGCUAUCCAAUUUAGUGGAAAGCUGUUUCUGGGGUGGAUAGACUCGUUUAAAAUAAGAUGUUGGAUUUACGAUUUUCAUGAGGCCAUUGUUAAGUUUUCGAAAAAUAAGUUGUCGAAUUUCGAUUCGGGGUAAAUACAAUCCAACAUUUUAUUUCCAAAUUUCUUUUAAUAAUCUGCUCUGCUUCUUACAAAUAAUUAUCUAAAAAUAUUGUUGACUGUCUCUUUUCAUAAAAUUUGCAGUAACUUAAAACCGCCUGAAACACCGUUGUGCCUCAACGAUUAUAGCGCCCUUUUAAGUGCCCACUUUUGGUUUUAUAUCGAUCUAUAUAUCAUGCAAAUACAAAGUCACAUUACAGUUAGCCCCCAGUAUUUUUGGAUUCUUUUGAACGCAUUGUGACGUGUACUUACAAGUUAAAGGGUAUCCAUAUAUUCACUCUAUGAUCCUUAGUAGCACAAGGACCAUAUACAGCAACUGAAAUUUUGAGAAGUGCGCCUAUUUGUUUGGAUACAUUUUUGGGCCACAUGGCUAUAUAGGGAAAUAUGGUACUCUUAUUUACAUUAUAUUUUUGUGUCAUCUGUUUUUUGGCAGACUUUUUAUUAUAUAGUUGUAGUAUUUAAAUUUAAUUGUGACUAGUUGUGUUUAGGGUUUAUAUAUACAGUUUAUUAUAUAAUGUUUAUAUAUAAUAUACCUAGACAAUGCAAUUGUUUUGCUCAGGAAUUUAUUGUACAUAAAUAAAUACGC
Molecule: messenger RNA, 7715 nt
Organism: Acanthoscelides obtectus
Lineage: Eukaryota; Metazoa; Arthropoda; Insecta; Coleoptera; Chrysomelidae
Source: the annotation of a GenBank genome assembly